Molecule: messenger RNA, 4824 nt
Organism: Drosophila virilis
Lineage: Eukaryota; Metazoa; Arthropoda; Insecta; Diptera; Drosophilidae
Product: calponin homology domain-containing protein DDB_G0272472
Source: RefSeq, a predicted model, not a curated record
GACUCGCAUCUCUAGAUGACAUGCAAACCGGCUGAAAAAUGGAGAAAAGUGCUUAAUAUUUUGUUAAAAACUAAUUUAUAUAUGUGAACGUUUUGAUGAAAAGUGCUCGCCAUGGACAUUAUAUUGCCUGAGCAGUAUAAUGAACAAAAGUUUCUUGACUGCGCCUCGCAAAUACAAUAUGACGAGUUCAACGCGAAAAUGUUUGUGUUCUUUGCGAACUACAGCGAUGUCGAUGUCUACCAGCUGAUACCAGAUGACCGCAUCCUGCAAUUAAUCUACGGCUGGGAUGUGUGCCGACUGCACACACGCGAGUGCAUCACAGAGGAGCUCGGCCACAUUGUCCGUGUGCUGGCGCAUCACACGCUGCAUUUGUGGUUUAGCCAGGAAUGGAUGGGCAGCUCUGAGAGUCUAAAACGCAUGCUGUUGUACUAUUUGAGCAAAGGUUAUAGGGCGUUCAGCAAGAUUAAGGGACUAUGCGAUAUCGAUUGGCAGUAUUUACUCAACUUCCAAGUCAAUCCCUGGCGUCUACCCUAUCUGCAGCAGCUCUUUGCCAACCUGCUACAGAAUAAACAUCAUGUGAUAGAGCACGCUGUGCAACCGGCAACGGCAGAAGAUGAAACAUAUCUAAUGCAGGAGCGUCUGCAUCUAAUUAUACUGCGGCUACUGAAACUGUUCGAUGCCGGCAGCUGGGAAGCCGUUAAGCAGUUAUCACUGCGUGUGCUCGCUGCCUGGUUGAAGUGCAAUCCCAGAGUCUGUACCGCGAACUUGCAUCCAGAGCAGAGGUCUAUUAUACUGGUGGGACAUCUCUAUUUGCUCACAGUUUUUGUAGCGGACGAUAAUCGUGGUUAUAUGAUUGAUAAUAUGAUGUACAACAUACGCUUCUAUGCGCAAAGCAUGCAGGAUGCUUCGAAUGCGGAGGCUAUGGGUUACACUCCAGCUAGGCUAAUUGCCCAGGUUUGUGUGCGUCUGGGCCUGGGCAAGGAUGGGUUCUUUGAAUACAUUGUGUUUAAAAACUUCAAUUUGAGCCUGGUCACGUCAUUCGCUGUUAUGCUGGAGGCCUACACCAGCUACGUGUUGGGUAACCAGCUGCUGGAACUGAUGGCACUGAAUGAACAUGAUUUCAUGACGCACAUGGCGCAGUUCAAGGUGCUGAUGCAUCGCUAUGUCGAGGAGCGCGAGAACAGCGAGCGUUUUCUGCUCAAUGAACUGCAGAAGCUGGAUGCGCAGCGCAAUAGUCACGCCUUGCCACACACGGUUAAUCUGAAUCUGAACUACCAACAGCAGAUCUGUAAGGGCAAUCGUGCGAGCAACAUUGGAAACUAUAAGAACUGCGACGAUGAUGAGAAGCCGUUGCUGGAUGUUGACGAGGAACUCGACAGGCAAAUAGAUCCGGUCUUUCAGAAUGUGCCCAAUAACGAGGAGGUUCUGGAGUUUGUAUACAAUUUGCUGGCACAGCGUAAAUUCAGGGGUUGGCAGUUCGCCAAGAUUGCGCUGCUGCUGAAGAUAAUUGGCCAGAAGCUCAACACAAUUGAAGUCUGGCGCUAUCAUCCUGGCCUGACCACACAAUUUAUGCUGAAUCUGGAGCACAAGCUCUCUGAUAACUAUGCCGAUUUGGCCAAGGUGUUUACGGAGCAUGGCUUCAUGGAAGCCGAGUUUUGGUUAACAGCGUUCUAUUUGCAUCCAACACGCAGUAGUUACUGUGAGGUGAAACGCUGUUCGCGCAUCAAAAAGAAACGCAAGGAUGAGGAUGAAGUCUCUAGCAGAGCAGCGGCACGUGCCGAGAAAGUGGAUCACAUCAAAUACGAGCUGUUGAGUUCAACGAUAGAUGUCGAUGAAAUUGUUGCCAUCACAAAUCACAAUUCGCCCGUAACCGACUAUGAUCCUAUCUAUAAGGCGCUGCAAACCCUGCGCUUGCCGCGCAGCAUACUCAAGGACCUCCUGACAGUGGCCUUCCAACCACGCAACAAACGAUAUUCCUGGGCGCUAGAAUGGAACACUUUGCACCAACGCUGCAGCAGCCUGCUGAAAAGCACAGAUCUAAAGCGAAAAUUUGUGGCUCUAAAUAUGGCCGAGGCUAAUGAUGGUCUGAAGUUUUUGAAAAUCGAUUAUGAAAAGUACAAAAAUCGGCCUCAAUUAGAUUAUGGCACAAUCGAAGAGGGUUACGAGAACGCCGUCAGCACAGCCGAAGCAGAGGUUGAAUUGAGCCUUGAAGACGAAGAGGCUGCGCAAAAGGCAGCUCGCGAAAAAGUAGAGAAAGAUCGAAAGCGUUGCCGAAUACCGACCAAGUUCUGGGAGGAGGUAGUCUCAGAAGAUGAAGAGGAGGAGGAACAGGAAUCUGACGAAUCGGAAGCCUAUUACACAGGCACAGGGCGACGCACUCGCGUUCGCGCCGCUGCACUAAUGGCAAAUGCCAUGAUCUCAGACAUGGAUAGGACCAUGCGCAGCGGACGUCGUUCGCCUGCAGCUCCUACAGCAACUGCUGUUGCCGAGUUGACAGCGGAACCACCGCCACCACCAGCAUCAGAAAAGCCCCAAACGGCGCCAGAGGCUACGACGUCGCAGCCGCCGCUGGAGGCACCAAUCCAACAGAGGCGUUCGUUUGGUGAGCUGCUGCAGUCGCAGGCCAAGUACACAAACGAAACAAGCGGCUUUAAAGCCUUCGCAGACAUUUGGAGUUUCGAGAAGGACGAGCAGAUAAGCAUAGAAAAUGACGACAAUGUGCUUAUGGAGAGUAAUACGCUGCUGAGCAAGUUCAGGAGCUUGCAGGGCCUGAGACGAAGCACAACAGCAACAACAGCCGAUAAUAAUACCCAGUCACGGGCACUCGAGAAGUCGGAAACAUCAAUGGAAUACUGCAGAGUAGCGCGUACCAGCAGCCGUUGCAACAGUGAGGCGGACAGUUUGCAGUCUGGAACAUCUACGAUGGCCAUGCACGACGCCAACGAGUUCGAGGAGGGACAAUCUGAAGCUGUAUCUGGCGUAAGUAAAGAGUUAACGCCCCCGCCGGCGCCAACGUCUGAUUUUACAAUGGAGACAGAAGUGUUGCAGCUCAGAGGAAAGUUUCUAACCAGAGAUGAGGCAACCGCCAAAUCACUGCCGUCAGCAGGGAUACAGGAGGUACAGAAGAGGACAACAGCUGAAGCAGAGGCGGAACCAGCAGAGAAACACUCCGAGGAAUCGUCAAGCAAACGAAUCAAAACCAAGCAUGAAUCAAGAGUCGAAACCCACAUUGAUGAUCACAACCAAACCAAAGAGGCAUCCGAAGGUUCUGUGCACACAGCAAUAAGCCAAGUUAAUGCACGUCUAGUCGAGGAAUGUUUGACGCGCCAGGCUGAGGUGCGUCUGGACAUGCUCACAUUGCAGGACAUUGAAAAGUUGCGCGGUCUUCGGGUGCGUGUGAAGCGCACCAAUUUUCUUGACUACUAUCGCGAAAAGAGAAUGCAACGCGAUCGCAGCAGACCCACGUCGAGCAGCAAGCAAAGCCACACCCACACCGAAGACAGCAACGCCUCGACGCCGACAUCGGAGCUACAGAGCGGCACGAGCAAAAGUAGGAAACGUUUUGUGCAUAUAACAUCCGAUUCGGCCGCACCGACGACGCGAGUGAUGUUGGCCAAGCCGCGCUUUAAGCAAUUCAAGCGAUUCAAGCACGUUACUUCCGACUCGUCGACCUCAACCGAUCCCGAGGAGACGUCACGUCCAGCCACGUUGCAUCGACGACGACGUGGUCAUAAGUGGAUCCAAACGAAGAGCAAAUCCAUUCAUUUAAAGUCAGAGAAGGCCAAGCAUGUGACCGGCGAUACGGAUGUAAUAGAGCUCUCAUCGGACUCGCUGUCGUCGUCCGUAUCGCCAGUGCCUGUGACUGUGACCCGUUUUCCCGUGAUGGUUGUGCCAUCGGAAUUGGAUCCACUCUAUGAAGAGGAAGUUGUUCCCUUCUGAAGAUGGCAGACAUUUGCUUAGCUGGUGCUGUUUUGGUCUCUCGCUUCGCCCGGGGCUACGUGCCUGAAACGAAUGCAGUCGGGGUUGCAUGCCGCACACACAAACACACACAUCCAUACACACGCACGUACGUAAACGCACACCAGGGGCAGGGAGAUUGGGCAUACAGGCAGCUUGGAAAAUUGAAUUUGCGUCGCUUGUUAGAAUGCAAUUUGCCCGGGGCAUAUAUUUGAUGUGUAUGUGUAUUUGCUUACGCUCGGACUGUGUUAGGAUGUUUGAUGAAAUUAUAUAUGUACAGAAGUCCGCAGACAGGGACUAAGCCAUGUUGGCUUUUAUUUGGUUAACGCGACUGUGACGCUGCCUCGAGGCUCUUUAAACCGGGUGUGUUAGUGUAAGUGUGAGUGUGUGUAUGUGUGUGUGCCAACCAGCGUUAGCGUGAGUCUUGGGCGACAAUUGUUGAGAAAAUGAAUGCAGCUUCCAUAAUAAUUCACAUACUUCCAUGCAAACCUAAUAAGCGCUCACACUUCAAUUAACUGUAUAAUUGAUACGCAUUAUGCUUACUACAAAACCUCAAUUAGCCACACGCGUCCGGUCGGCGGCUGCCACUUGAGAUGUUUCGGGCGUAACCAAUAACAAAAUUGACAACAAAAAUAACACACACCACGCCGGACACGUGUCGAGUGGUGUGAAUUUUGAUGCGAACAUUAUUAUUGUGUUAAAAACCAUAAAUCCGACUAGAGGCCGCGUUGAUAAUCCUAAAAACCAUUGACUAAAUUCAAUAAUAAUCAACAGUUUCCUGGCGUCUCUAUGGGAAUCUCAAGAUGUAUUAAAUGUGUGACCAAAAAUGUAAAUAAACAAUAACUAAUAUUGACAUCUACAUUUUAA